AUGCCAGUGGUUCCAAAUCUACUCCCAUGUCCUGUUGCCCAUCGUAUUCGCAUAGCAUCCCUCAUCUCUCCUCUGAGGCGCGUUCGUCCAAGAACUCCAUUCUAUGAACUCUCUGCGCACCGUGUUCCGACCCUUUGGUCACUGUACCGGGGUUUGCUCAGACAUGCACCAGGGGAAAACGCGAGCGAUCUGCUUUUUCACCUUAUCCGAUUUCGUGUGCGCAUGCUGUUCAGGAAGAACCAGCACGUCGUGAAGGCGCAUGCUGCGAAAGAGCAACUCGUGAUGGGAUACAAGUGGUUAGAAUCGUUUAAGCGCGCAGAGCAAGGUGAUAUCAAACUUCAGAACCUUCUCAACAGGUAUGAAAGAAUGAUUGCCACUAAGUGCGAGAAGACAGUUUGGAAAAUGCGCAUACUAGAAGCAUUCAAUUGGGAAGCCAAGCUCCGCAAGCGUCCUAUCUUCAAAGGUUCUUUCAUCCGUCCCUCCUUUGAACACAACCUUCUUCCUCGCCUAAUUCCGCAGCCUGCUCACAUAACUGGAAUGAUUGUGCGCCGACGUGUCGCGCGCGUACGUCGGUGGGAGCAACGGGAAACAUUAAGAGCUGGGCACACGAUUUGCGGCAUGAGAGUCUCUUUGAGUACUGCGCUGCUCAAGAGUGCACAAGGCGAGGCAGUUGGAGCAGCUCAGUUCACGAAGGGCAGGAUGUUGGAGGAUCAGUGCCGACCGAUGUGCAGGGGGGAUUGUACUUCCAAAGGAACGCCUCUUGUGGGACCCAGUGGCAAACAAGCACGCCGAGACAGGAUAGCAAACAAAACAGCUCAGAGACAGCGCGAACGUUCUGGUGAAGUUACUACUGCCACCAUUAAACGUCGGCGGAACGCACCCCCUGCACACAUCCAAGAGCUCAUGACACCAAGGCAAAUACUGAUGGACAGGGCGGUAAGGGAAGCAAGCGAGGGCGGGUGGUCGGGCACUGUGAAGGCACGCAUGGGUGUGCAUAUGCACAUGUCUGAAAAAUGGAAGGCCGAGGGUGGGUGGGAGGAUCAAAAAACUAAGAAACGGCUGGAUGAUAUGGAGAGGGAGAUUCGAGUGGAGAAUGAGAGACGAAGAAAAGGCAGUCAGCUAGACCCUGCCCCUCUUUCUGAGUAG
This is a messenger RNA of Suillus paluster, 1146 nucleotides long. RefSeq lists its product as uncharacterized. Bases 1 to 1146 code for a protein of 381 amino acids. Lineage: Eukaryota; Fungi; Basidiomycota; Agaricomycetes; Boletales; Suillaceae. The record is from RefSeq and is a predicted model, not a curated record. The transcript is spliced from 5 exons.